AGGACCCACACUCUUCCAUUUUGAGCUUCCAGCCCGCCUUCAAAAUACUAGUAGUAAUAUAUUAAGUCCUUAUUUCUACAGGCUCUGUACAUUCUUGAACAAGGGCUAAAACCUGCAGAAAAGAGAAAACAUAAAGGUCUAAGCUGUCGGUGCAAUCAAAAUAAGAACAACCUAGAAAGAAAAAGGGAGGUCCUGUGUAGUACUAUAGCAGCAAAAAGUCUGAAACAAUUCAAGGUCGAGUUUGAGAUAAUGAGAAGUCCUUCCCUGGUUGGUGCAAGUCGUGGUGAUACGAAGCUGCAAGACAGGCUUAAACCAGACAAGUCUAAGUUAUCAUAUGCAGAUCUCCAUUCAGAAGUAGUGAAUGAUGUUAAAUUUAUGAAUCCCCCUUCUCCAAGUCCUCAUCGAAAGCAACAUGCUAGAGUGGAGGCAACCAAACGAGGAGUGCUUGUUAAACCUGUGUCAAGAUCACCAGCUUAUCUAGAGAAGGAAGUAGAAGUUGUGGACAAGCCUUUGGAUAUCGGGGGGCUUGAUUGGCGUAGUUUUGAAGAUUGGCAGUAUUAUCAUCCGAGAACUCCUAUUAGAAGUACCAGGUACUCAUCACCUAGCAACAUUGCCCCAAACUGUUUUGAUGGUUCAUCUAAUCGUCGGCCAAGAGGUCAUAGUAGCUCUCCUAUUGGUCGUAGAGGGCGCAGGCCUACGCUGCAAUCUUAUUUAGACUUGUCUACCAGCGAAGGUCAGCUGGAAUUCGUGAAGUCUUCUUGGAGAAAUACUGAUAAGUUUCAAGAUGUCAAAGCUGUGCCAAUCAACUCUGUUGAUGGCCACGCUAAUGUUCUGAAAGAGUUUCGGUUUUUCAACAAAAAACCUUCAGAAGUUAAGUUAAAAGAGUGCAAUAAAAUCCCCAAGACAAAAACCUCCAGAAACAUUGAUGGCCAUGGAACAGCUUCACAUAUGAAAGGAAAGUUUGAGGCCAAAUACGACGAAUAUAUGAAGAUGUCUCAGAAACUUCUGGAUCAGAACAAUGAAAUGCCUCGUGUUGUGUCCCCGGAUAACAAAAGGAUAGUCCUACUUUUGCCAAGAGAUAGUCCUGGGAAUACAGAUGCUGCAGUAUCCCGCAAUUCUGAAACAAAUGGUAGAAAAAGUACAGAACGUUCCCGGAUGAACUUAGAAGGAUUUCAUUUUGAGAAGCUCUCCCGUGCUGACCUUUGUUCCAGCAUCCCACAUAGCCUGCCGCCUCAAGAAAUUGAUACUGUUGAAGGCUCACAGAAGGGACAACAUGAUGAUGAUACAAUUAAGUUUAAGUUCUUUCCCUCACCCCCAUCAAAGACAAGCUCAGUUAGUCCGCUUAAAAGCAAGUUUGAGGAUGCAAAGUCACCUGUGAUGCCAAAAGUUUUAACCUUAUCUAAUGGUUCUAGGGGAUCAGAUAUGAACAUAGGAGCUGCGCCAACAACUAAGUUGAGACACGCUUCACCAAAACGUCUAUUAGGAAUUGGCUUAAGCAAAAUAGGCGUUAUUGCCAGUCCCAAAAACAGUGCAGUUGUACUUCAAUCUGGCUCUCAAGUUGUCACAGCCAAAAACAGUGCAGGCCUAGAGGGGGGCGAUUCUUCGUCUUGCUCAAAAAGUCCAAUAAGCCAUAUACCGAAUACUAUAAGAAAAGGAUCUAGUCCUUUGAGAAGACUACUUGACCCAUUGCUAAAACCAAAGGCAGCCAAAUCUCAAUCUCUUCCAGAUCAAUCAAGCGAUUAUUCAGCAUCAUCUAAUAGGGUCUCCACAUCUUUUCAUGCAGAAAAGGAACCUUCUUCAGUGCAUUCAACGAAUGUAAACUUGGAUGUUGUACCUCUCUGUGAAACAAGAGGAUCCUCAACAAAACAAGCGUAUAUAAAAGUUGCAGUCAAGAAUAAUCUUCCUUUAUACACAUUUACCGUUGACAACGACAGUUUUGUUCUAGCAGCAACUGUCAAGAAGUUUUCACUGAGAAAAGAUGAUACUGUCUGGAUUUAUACCUUCUUCAAAAUUCAAGAAACGAAGAAAAGUGUAGGUUGGUUGAAUUAUGGACCGAAAAACAAAGAGUACAUUCCUAAUGUGAUUGCACAAAUGAAGGUUUCUGACAUGCAACAUUUAGAUUCAGGUGGAAAGCAUUUGGCUGAUAGGUUGAUCUCAAAGGAGUAUGUUUUAUUUGCGGCUGACUUGAGGCUGUUUGAUAAGCAACCAUCAGAUGUUGAGCCAAACGAUGAGCUUGCAGCCAUUGUUGUCAAGCCUACAACAAAAACCACUGCAAGUUUACAUGAGUCACUGCCAGAUCUUGGAAACUCUUAUAAUGUGAGGGGUCUUUCUAAGAAUAAAUUGUCUGUUAGAAGUCAUAAAGUUCAGAGCAUGACUGUCAUACUACCUGGUGAAGCUCAUGGUAUGCCUAGUAAAGGAGAACCAUCAUCUCUGAUUGAACGAUGGAAAUCAGGCGGCUUAUGUGAUUGUGGAGGUUGGGAUCUUGGCUGCAUGGUGAAAGUUCUUGGUAAUCAACAUCAAAAUUCUGCAGGGCAGUUUGAACUUUUUACACAAUCUCAGGAUGAAGUCUCAAAGUGUCCACCAUUCUUUGCGCUGUCCUCACUAAAUAGUGGGAUCUUCUCAGUCAAGUUUGAUUCAUCUAUUUCAUUUCUACAAGCAUUCUCCAUUAGUAUAGCAGCAAUAGACAGCAGAAAACCAUCCGAGCUUCAAGAACCAAGCGGCUUGUUUAAGGAGAAUUUAGCUGAAACACAUCACUAAACAAAUAUGAAAAUGAGUCCCCUAAUAAGUCAGGUGAUAUUUCUGCAAGUCUGCAACAUGUCACAGACUCAUCCCAUUCCGCUGUCCAAUGAGUCUAAAACAUGAAAAUAAUAUUUCACUAGAAGCCGGGCAUCCAAGUUUCAUC
Molecule: messenger RNA, 2902 nt
Organism: Daucus carota subsp. sativus
Lineage: Eukaryota; Viridiplantae; Streptophyta; Magnoliopsida; Apiales; Apiaceae
Exons: 3
Coding region: 250-2757 (835 amino acids)
Source: RefSeq, a predicted model, not a curated record